AUGGCGCCGUUCACAAUAUUCCUCGCUGCGUCUAUUGCGAUUACCUUCUUUUGCAAGCUUUACAAUGAAACCUAUCUGCCAAGUCGGAAUCUCGUUAUGACCGCCUUUGAGAUUUUCGCUGUUGAGACCGCCGCAUGGCUCGUGUGGCGGUGCCUUCUGUAUCCCAACCUGUUCAGCCCUCUUCGUGCACUGCCGGGGCCUCCGGGCGGUUCCUUCUUGAUGGGCCAAUCUUCAAGGCUAAGACGAGAGCCAAACGGCCAGGCUGAGCUGUACCGUGUCUGGUCCGAACAGGUCCCAAAUGAUGGUGUCAUCAGAUACCUCGAUAUGUUCAACUCAGAAAUUCUCAUUCCAGUCAGUCCAAAAGCACUGGCUGAAGUACUUGUCCAAAGGCCUUAUGAAUUCAUCAAGCCGCCUGGGCUUGUGACGGGCCUGGGAAGGAUCCUGGGCGUGGGAGUAUUUCUUGCAGAAGGGGAAGAACAUAAGAGACAACGAAAAGACCUCAUGCCAGCUUUCGCGUUCAGGCAUAUCAAGGAACUUUAUCCCAUCUUCUGGAGCAAAUCGAGCGAGCUCAUCCAAGCCCUGAUUUUGCACAGUGAGACCGGCUGCCGUGAUAACGAUGAGCCGAAUGUAACUAUCGACGUCAAGGACUGGGCUAGUAGAGCCACACUCGACAUCAUUGGCCUUGCAGGUCUAGGAAGAGACUUCGACUCCAUCAAAGACCCAGAUAACGAGCUCAUUCGCACAUACAAAUCGAUUUUCUCGCCAGGUCGGGGUGGCCAAAUUAUGGCUGCUCUCUUCUUUAUCGCCCCGUGGUUGGUGAGGGUCUUGCCUAUCAAACGUAACAGCGACUUCGAAGCGGCGUCGCAAGUCAUCAAAAAGACAUGCUUCUCUCUCGUGCAGCAAGAGAAAUUGAACUUGGCCAGCAAGAAUGAAGGUGCUGCUAGAAACAUUCUUUCGGUAGCAAUCGAAUCCGGCGGAUUCACGGACGAGGGUCUCGUCAACCAAUUGAUGACCUUUCUCAUCGCUGGCCAUGAAACCACUGCCUCUGCGCUAUCUUUUGCGAUAUGCAUGCUGUGUAAGUAUCCCGAGAUUCAAACCCGGCUGCGCAACGAAGUGCGCUCCUUACUACCAGACCCACGAUCUCCAACAUCCUCCAUCACCUCAAACGACUUAGACAGCCUGCCCUACCUCAACGCAGUCUGCAACGAAGUCCUCCGCCUCUACUCGCCCGUUCCAAUCACCGUUCGGGUAGCGGUACAAGAUACCACACUGGUUGGUCAUUUCAUACCCAAAGGCACCACGAUAUUCAUCUCCCCAUGGGCAACAAACGCCAACAAGGAUUUUUGGGGCGAGGACGCAGGCAAUUUCAACCCGGAUCGCUGGUUAGGCGAGGGGAAAGCGAAUACAGGAGGUAUCGAGAGUAACUAUGCGUUUCUUACAUUUCUGCAUGGACCGCGAAGCUGUAUCGGGCAAAGCUUCGCAAAGGGGGAGUUUGCAUGCCUACUUGCUGCAUGGGCUGGUACACUGGAGACUCGAUUUGCGAAUGCAGAUUACGUGAUGACAGUCAGGAACGGUUUGACUCCCCGACCGAAAGAUCUUGAGGUGAAGGUGCAAGUUUUGGGGGAGUGGUGA
Molecule: messenger RNA, 1632 nt
Organism: Letharia columbiana
Lineage: Eukaryota; Fungi; Ascomycota; Lecanoromycetes; Lecanorales; Parmeliaceae
Exons: 3
Coding region: 1-1632 (543 amino acids)
Molecular function (GO): iron ion binding; oxidoreductase activity, acting on paired donors, with incorporation or reduction of molecular oxygen; monooxygenase activity
Source: RefSeq, a predicted model, not a curated record